AUGCCCCCGAAGAAGCCCACCGGUAAGAAGCCCGCCGCCGCACCCUUUGGCGCCAGCAAGUCGACCAAGGCGGUCAAGAACCCCCUCUUCGAGUCGCGCCCCAAGAACUUCUCCAUUGGCGGCGACAUCCAGCCCAAGACUGACCUGACCCGCUUUGUCAAGUGGCCGGAGUACGUUCGCCUUCAGCGCCAGAAGGUCAUCCUCUCCCAGCGCCUCAAGGUGCCCCCGGCCAUCGCCCAGUUCUCCCACACUCUGGACAAGAACACGGCCACCCAGCUCUUCAAGCUCCUCGACAAGUACCGCCCCGAGACGAAGCAGGAGAAGAAGGCCCGCCUCGACGCCACCGCCAAGGAGACGGCCGAGGGCAAGACCCAAAAGGACACCAAGAAGCCUAUCUUCGCCAAGUACGGCUUGAACCACUGUGUCGCCCUCAUUGAGGCCAAGAAGGCCGCUCUCGUCGUCAUUGCCCACGAUGUCGACCCCAUCGAGCUCGUCGUCUUCCUCCCCGCUCUUUGCCGCAAGAUGGGCGUCCCCUACGUCAUCGUCAAGGGCAAGGCCCGUCUCGGUACGGUCGUCCACAAGAAGACCGCUGCCGUCCUCACCAUCCAGGAGGUCCGCUCGGAGGACGAGCGUGAGCUCGCAACCCUCGUCCAGGCCGCCAAGGCCAACUUCUCCGACAAGUACGAGGCUGCUCGUCGUGAGUGGGGUGGAGGUCUUCGCGGCGCUAAGUCGACCGCCAUGCUCCGCAAGCGUGCCAAGGCCGCCGGCCAGAGCACCGCCAAUGUUGGCAAGCUCUAA
Molecule: messenger RNA, 798 nt
Organism: Peniophora sp. CBMAI 1063
Lineage: Eukaryota; Fungi; Basidiomycota; Agaricomycetes; Russulales; Peniophoraceae
Source: the annotation of a GenBank genome assembly